Molecule: messenger RNA, 17857 nt
Organism: Xenopus tropicalis (tropical clawed frog)
Lineage: Eukaryota; Metazoa; Chordata; Amphibia; Anura; Pipidae
Gene: pclo
Product: piccolo presynaptic cytomatrix protein
Exons: 27
Coding region: 205-14859 (4884 amino acids)
Biological process (GO): maintenance of presynaptic active zone structure
Cellular component (GO): organelle; synapse; membrane
Molecular function (GO): metal ion binding
Source: RefSeq, a predicted model, not a curated record
GUAGGAGGGGACUAGCAGCGAUAGGAUUUCUAACCGGGCUGUCAGCAUCACUGACGCUAGCGCUCAGCAUCAUGGAGGAAAAAGCGUAGGAUUAAAAAAAGGAAAAGGGGACAAUAAUUCUGUAGUGCCUGUUGGGAGGCAGAUCGCAAGUGGGAGAGGGGUCAGAAACGCCUGCGGGCUCUUUAUUUGCUACUAGCAGCAGCCAUGGGGAACGAAGGUAGUAUGGAAGGAGGGGAAGGGAUGGGUGGAUUAGCAGAGGGGAUAGCAGCCGAUGGCAGAGGGGGUUUUGCCCAGAUCCCUGCAGGAAUGGAAGCUCAGUGGGGGCAGCUGAGCGAGGAAGAGAGAAAACAGAUCGCCGCUGUGAUGUCAAGGGCGCAGGAUCUGGGAAAAGGGAGCGACACCGAUCUUCAACCGAGAAAUCCUAACAUUGAUAAGAACCAGUCUCCAAGACAUCCAAGCAAACCUCCAGAUCCAGGACCUACUGGCCUAACUAAGAGCAGAACAGUAGAUGCAUUCAAAACAGAAGUGAAAGCACCAGGCAGAAGUCCUUCAACUAUCAGCUUAAAAGAACCCAGGUCAAAACCAGAUAUUAAAGAGGAGCAAAAGUCAAGCAUGAUGAGUAGUUUUCUUACAGAUAGUAACCCAUUAAAUGUAGUCUCUUCUGUUGUAAACAAAUUUAGUCCCUUUGAUUCAAAGUCUGACCCUGGAGCCAAUCAGGAGGAAAUCAGUGGGAAACAAAAAUUUGAACAUGAAAAGACAAAGGAUGGCAAAGUGAACGUUAUACCUUCACAACAGCAGCAACAGUCACCAAAAGCUACACAACAUAAAGGACAACCUAUGUCUACCACAGUACCAUCAGUCACUCAACAACAGCAGUCAAGUAAGCCUACACAGCUGCAACAUGAGACCAAGCCAAUUUCUUCUCAACAGAGUCCAUCAAGGAAAACAGCACAGCCUUCAGAUGCAACAAAACCACCUACACAAUCUGCCAUAUCAAGAACCCCGUUGCCUCACCCAUCAAAUCCCAUAAAGCCUGCAGCUAUAGAGCAAGGACAUUCUACCUCAUUACCCCAAGUACCAGAAGCUAAGACAAUUCAAGACAGGCCUGCCAAACAGUUAUCACAACCUGUUAUAAAUAGACAAGAUAGACAACAUGGACAACAAUUACCACCAUCAAAGCAACCAACAUAUUCACAACAGGGGUUUAAUACAUCACAUCAGCCAUCUGAAACUGAUAAAAAACCUGUGCAGGAAUCCAAAAAACAGCCCACACCACCCCAAGGUAAUGCCAAAACUAACAUGGAGCAAGCUGUAAAGCCACCAGUGACAACUAAAAAUCCCCAGCAGCAAAGUCUACCUAUAAAGCAACCAUCAGAUCGGCCAGGGCCAUUAAAGCAACAACAUCCAGUAAUGCAGCCACUCAAACAACACUUUCAGGCUACACCUACAACAAAUGCAAAACAAACAGAACAGAAAAUGGAGCGAGCAAAGCCAAUUGAAAGCAAGGAGCCAACACAACAACAUCCACAUCAAUUAACUAAUACAAAUGCAGAGUCUAAAAAACAAAAUGGGGCUGCAUCAAACUUACCUAUGCCCAAGACUAUAUGCCCUCUUUGUAAGUCCACUGAACUUUUUCUGGGCACAAAAGAAAAUGUCAAUUAUAAUACCUGCACUCAAUGUCAGACUACUGUAUGCAGCUUGUGUGGCUUUAAUCCCAAUCCACAUAUAACUGAGAAAAAAGAGUGGCUUUGUUUAAACUGUCAGAUGCAACGAGCACUUGCCAUGGAUGCAACUUCAAAUCCUCCACCACCACCAACACAACAACCGUUAAAACAAAAGCCUAUACCUGCAUCACCACAAAAAAAAUCAGUAUCUGAGCCAACUGCCUUGCAAAAAAAGGAAGUUGUGUCUGUGCCAAAUGAAACUGUGACACAGUCAACUAAAAAGCCACCAUUAAUAACCAAACAACUCUCUGUGACAGAUUCACCAACUAUACCCUUAAAAAAACCACCAGAUGAUCCUCUUAAAGGAAAAGUUAUUUCUAAAACAAUAUCAGACAAAACAGAGUCUUCGGUAAGUCAAAAGAAACAGCAGGUAGAAUCAGUGGAGUCAAACUCUGGUAUAAAGUCUUUUAAGGAUAAGUCAGAUUCUGUACUAACAAAAGCCCCUGUGCAUAAAGAUGUGGAUACCAAAAUAGAUGCUAAAUCAAAACCAGUUAUGGAUAUACACCCUACUGAAUCAAAAGCUAAAAAAACUGAUAACUUGCCCAUAUCCCAUUCAGUUCAAGAAGAUAAAUCACGGGUGGUACCCUUUUCAGAAUCUAAACAAAUGCAAAAAUCAGAAGCUGUUAAAUCACAAGAAGCACCUAAAAAGAGUCCAGCUAUGGUAAAUCCUAAACUUGAUGGGAAGCAGGUUCAGAAGGAGCCUGUAGUGGAGGUAAGUCCCAAACCCAGUCCAACACACAAACCUGUAACUCCACAAACAAAGACACUACCUACAACACAACCACAGAAAUCUCAAGAUCAGCAAAGGCGUUUUAGUCUUAAUCUGGGAAGUGUCACAGAAACUCCUAAACCACAGCCCACAACACCGCAAGAAACUGUUACUGGGAAGCUCUUUGGAUUUGGGGCAUCUAUUUUCAGCCAAGCUUCUAGUUUUAUAUCUACAGCAGCACAACCAGGGACUCAGCCACAACCCAGUCAAGCAUCAGCUUCUAAACCACCACCAUCUCAACAAGCACCCGAUGUUCAUAAAGUAAGUAAAGAGAGUGUGCAGGUACCACAAUCACCAAAAAGUAAAACAGUAACAAAAGAAACAAAACCUGUCUCAGCUGAAAAACCAAGAGAAUCAGGCACCCCAUUGUUACCAAAGGAGAAAGAACAAAAAAUAAUUCCAGAAAAACAAGCUGAUACUAAAAUUCUCGAUGUUUCUACAAGAAAAGAAUUUGUGCCAGAAAAAACUGAAAAAAUAUCCACAUCAAAACAAUUAUGCCUCAUUUGUCAGACAGAAUUAAAUGUGGGCUCUAAAGAUCCACCCAACUUUAAUGCCUGUACAGAAUGCAAGAAAACUGUGUGCAAUCUUUGUGGAUUUAACCCAACACCACAUCUAACAGAGGUGAAAGAAUGGUUGUGCUUAAACUGUCAAACACAAAGAGCAAUGGCAGGACAAUUGGGGGAUAGGAACAAGAUCCCACCUUCAUUAGAGACACCAAAGUCAUCACCAAAACAUGCUGUUUCAGCAAAGCCUCAAGCACCUAAAUCUGCAACAUUACCCUUUACACCAGUUGAAAAAAAGGAUGAUCAAACAAUGAAAAAAGAUGUUCCUAAAGAUGCAGACACAAAACCAGAUCAGCCUUCAACUGAACUAAAUGAGCAAUCAAAAGUCACAGAAGACAAGUUGCCAGUUGCUAAAGUUCCAAAACCUGCAGCAGCUGCGGGACUGCCCACUAGAGAAAGUGAGCCCUAUGAUAGAGAUGUGACUGCAGUGAUACCAAGUAAAGAAAUGCAACAACAGAGUACGGCUUCAGAAAGAAAGAUAACACAAAAAGCAGAUUUGAUGAUUGACCUUUCAGCAAAAACAGUAAAAGAAAACGAGGAAAGUAUAUAUAAAGAGAAAAAAACUGAUACCAGUCAAGUCACCGAUCAAGACAUUGGAAGAGAAAAGACUGAGAAGGAAGAUGACAAAUCAGAUAUAUCAAGUUCUCAACAGCAAAAAAGUCCACAAGGUCUAAGUGAUACUGGAUAUUCAUCUGAUGGCAUAUCUAGCUCACUUGGAGAAAUCCCAAGUCUUAUACCAAGUGAUGAGAAGGAGCUGCCUAAGGAACCUCUGAAAAAAGAGUCUCUUUCACAUGAAAACAGUCCUUCAAGCCCAUCUGAUUUAGCCAAAUUGGAGAGUACAGUUCUUUCAAUUUUAGAGGCUCAAACAAGUGUGCUUACAGAUGAAAACUUAAGAAAAAAUAAUGACUUUUAUGGCAUUUAUCCUGGGCAAACACAGGACAGAACUAAGACAAAAAUGUUACCAAUAACACCAGAAUCCUAUAGUUCAGAAGAAGAGGACCUUGAAGAUAUCCAAGAAGCAGAAGAUGUAGAGAUUCUGGAAGGGAAAGGUGGAGUAUCCUUACGGAAAAGCCCUAAAGACAGUGUAAUUACACGUAGACGACAUGAUUCAUUGGAUGAUAGCAGUGAAAGUGAAAAUUCACCCGUUCCACAGAGAAAAAGAAGAGCUAGCAAUGAGUCAUCAAGCAGCGAUGAAUACAAACAAGAAGACAGUCAAGGAUCUGGGGAUGAUGAAGAUUUUAUCCGUAAACAAAUAAUUGAAAUGAGUGCUGAUGAGGAUGCUUCUGGAUCUGAAGAUGAGGAAUUUAUAAAAACUAAGCUAAAGGAAAUUAGCAUAAAUGAGAGUCAAAAAAAGGAUGUUAAAGCAAAACCAACAAAUGCAAAAUGUAAGAGAUUAACCAAAAAAAGUAGCAUAAGCUAUGAUGAUGAUGGUAUCAGGCGUCAUUCCUGGCAUGAUGAUGAUGAAGAGGAUGAGGAUGAAGAAACCUAUGAUGAAAGCCCUGAGCCAAAACACAGGGAGACUAAAAGUCAAGAAAGUGAAGAGCUUGGAGUAAGUGGAGGAGGGGGACUCAGGAGGUUUAAAACCAUAGAAUUAAAUAGCACAAUAUCUAAUGCAUACUCUGCAGAAUCAAAUAAACUCUCUUCAAGACUGUAUUAUGAUGAUGAGCCAGAAUUAGAAAUGGAGAGUUUAACUGAUUCUCCAGAGGAUCGUUCAAGGGAAGAAAGAUCUUCUAGCCUCCAUGCUUCAAGUUUUACACCAGGGACCUCCCCUACUUCAGUGUCAUCACUAGAUGAAGAUAGUGAUAGUAGCCCAAGCCACAAAAAAAUGUCAGGUGAAAGCAAACAGCAGCGAAAAGCUAGACAUCGAUCUCAUGGACCUGUUUUGCCCACUAUAGAAGAUUCUUCAGAAGAGGAAGAAUUAAGAGAAGAAGAGGAACUUUUAAAAGAGCAAGAGAAACAAAGAGAGUUAGAACAACAGCAAAGAAAGGGUUCUAGCAAAAAAUCCAAAAAAGACAAAGAUGAACUAAGAGCCCAGCGAAGAAGGGAAAGACCAAAGACACCUCCAAGCAAUCUGUCACCAAUUGAAGAUGCCUCUCCAACAGAAGAGUUACGCCAAGCAGCUGAAAUGGAAGAACUUCACAGAUCCUCGUGUUCUGAAUAUUCUCCCAGUAUUGAAUCAGAACCAGAGGGAUUUGAAAUAAGCCCUGAGAAAAUAAUAGAGGUUCAAAAAGUAUACAAAUUACCCACCUCUGUUUCCCUAUUUUCACCUACAGAUGUUGCUACAUUUGAUAUGCCAGAAGAUAAAAAUUGUCACGAGAGUCUAAAAAAUGCUGAAGAAGCAUAUGAAGAAAUAAUAUGCAAAGCAAAGUUGUACCAGAAUGACAAUGAAAAGGAUGAUGCCUUUGAAAAAGAACCUUUAUAUGGAGGGAUGUUGAUUGAAGAUUAUAUUUAUGAAUCUUUGGUAGAAGAGAGUUAUAAUGAAAACUUAGAUGCUACUGCAAUAACUGCUCAAGAAAAUGUUUUUGAACACAGAUUACGAGAGUUGCAGUCUCAUUCGAAAGAGGAUAUUGGAAUAGAUGCUGUUCCCAAAAUUACAAAUUUAAAUAAUGAGUGCUUUACAGCAGAAUCUUUUCAUUCAAUUUUGCCUCAAGAAGAUAUUGUUUCUAGUUCCUACAUUGUUCCAGAAAGCCAUGAGAUAGUUAACUUGGAUAAUGCAGAAGAAAGAGAACUCCAAGUUGACAAUUCUGGUAUUUUUGAGUACAUUAAUCCUCAAGAUAUGCAGUUAACUCCAGGAUCAAGUCCAACUCAAUCUAAACCUGAAUUUGUCUUGAAGUCUGGUUCUGUGACACGUAGUAUUAAGGACAUAGGUACAAGGGAAUACAUUUCUUCCACAUCUUCCUCAGAAUUAUCCUCUAUACAAAAUAAUGCAAUUUCUAUUCCAGAUGUUAAAAUUACUCAGCAUUUUACAAUAGAAGAAAUAGAUGAUGACUUUCCUCCUGGUAUCUAUGAACAAAAAGCAUCAGAGCCUCAUGUUUCUGAAAGUACCGAGACAUUUGUCAAAGAUAAAUGUGAUGUCAAUUCCGAUAUUGCUGUAGAAGAAAUCACACCUUUUAAAAAUGCUGACCAACCAUCUAGUUCAAAACAGAAUUCUAAACAAGAUAUAUACCCAGAUAGCUUUUCAGUUGAUGGAAUGCAGAGAGACAUUUUAUCUUCUCAAAAUGAACCUUUUUCCUCUGUUAAAUCUACUAUAAUGCAUUCUAAUACUAGCCACAUAGAUUCUAAUUCUGUUAUUGUGCCGAUAGAAAGACCUUGUCUUGUCACUAAAAAAGCCAUGGAUCAUGUUGUCAUUUCAGUACCAGACAGUACUCCUAGCACAGAACUUGAUAAUGUACACAGUGACCUAAACCAAACAGGAAUGUUUAAAAGCACAGAGGAAACCACAGGCUUUAUAAAUUCUCAUGCCAACAUUAAGGGAACUGAAUUUAUUAGCUCAGCAAGUCCUUCUUACCCUUUAAACAAUUAUGGCUUUAUUCCCUCAACAGAAAAACCUCCAGUGACAACUGAGCAAUCUGUGAUCACAUCUGCAGAUAUUAUUAUUUCUUCACCCAAAGUGACAUCUGUAAUAUCCUCAAUUCCAGCUGUUACCUCAAAAGUGAAAACAUUCUUUAAAAGCACCUCUAUGGAUUCACCUGCCCCUUUAACUAAACCAGCCCCUCCACCCCCACCACCUCCCCCCCCUUUACCUCGACCCACUCCACCUAAACCAGAUAUAUAUUUAAAGAAAAAAGCUGCACCAAAAGCUCCCUCAACAACUAGAACUACUGAUAUAAGGUCAAGUGCAGAAGUUUUAAAACAUAGUUCAGCUCCUGCAAUAAAACCUCAUGCGCCACCUGUUCCUCCCAAACCAUCUUUAAUUCCAUCGGGAUUGGUAUUCAGUCACAAGCCAAUGGAUGUAUCAAAGACUCAGAUUAUGACAAAAACACAUGUUUCUGACCAUCCAGUAAACCUGCAAAAAUCAACUGAAGCACAACAAAAAACAAAAGCACAAUCUAUAUCUUCCAGAAUGACUUUAAAUUUGACCACUUCUACAGAAUUCAGACCACAAUCACCUACUUCUCCCUUGUCACCUCAUUCUAAUAAAUCAUCACCAAGGCUAACUAAACCAUCACAAGAGACUUAUGUUGUAAUCACAUUACCAUCUGAGCCAGGUACUCCAACAGACAGUGUCACAGCUCUGACAACUACUUGUUGGCCUCUUCAAUCUCCACAAAAAGAAAACUUUCCACAAACUGUAGAUACUGUUUUCACUACAACCCCUCUUAAUGUAACUGAAAAAGAGCAUAAAUCUUGUCAUACUGUGUCAACACUGCUUACACACUUGACAGGAGCAGAAGAUACAAAAGCUGUUUUCUCUAUACCUAAGACCACAAUGUCUGAUUUCAAUUCAAGUAACAUUUUAAGUGACUUUCCUAAAGAAAGGAGUGCACUAAACAGCAUCCAGAUAAAAGAAACAGCAAAAAUUACAGAACCUAUUAACAUAGUAGAUCUCAGAACCUUGAGCAAGAUUGAUUACACAUCUCCAGAACUGGGAACUGAUAUCUGCAUGGACUUGUCUUCAUCUCCAGUUGAUGUAAAACGUCAGUCUACCUGUGGUAUUUCAAGCCGGCAAAUUAGCACAAUACAACCUGCUAUAGUAAAUCUUAGCACUGCAUCACCCAUAAUUUCUUCAGUCUCACUAGUAACAGAAUCAGUCACCAUUGUGACAUGUUCAACAACAGUGAGUUAUACAACAAGUUUAGAAAGUCUGGUUGAUUUAGGGAAUUCUAUGAAGGCCCCUUUAAAACUUACAACAUCUAAGGAAUUUGAGGAUGGAAGCUUUACAUUUCCCACAGAAGAAGUGCCAAUUAACCUGUCUCUUGGUACACCAGCACAUCCGGUGACAUGUGCAACAACAAAGCCAAUUUCUUUUUCUCUUGGUGGUAUAACUAAUGGAAGCAAUGAUAUAUCUACUUCUCAAGAAUCAGUAGACAGUGGUGUUGUGGAUUUAAGCACCACUAAACCACACAGAACCAUGGUAACUAUGGAUGAAAUAACAUCAGAAAUUAUAACUGAAAUUGUAGAAGAUGAUAAGCCUGUUGAUUUAACUGCUGGUAGAAGGGCAGUGUGUUGUGAUGUUGUGUACAGACUACCUUUUGGAAGAAGCUGCAUUUCAGAGCAGCCUUCAACAUGUUUACCUGAAGAUCGAUUUGGUUACAGAGAUGACCAUUAUCAGUAUGAUCGCUCAGGUCAUUCAUCUACUAGAGGAGGGGGAGGUAUGAAAUCUUCAAUGUCUGACACUAACUUGGCUGAAGCAGGAGUUUUCUUAUACAAAAGCAAAAAUAGUUUUGAUUAUCCUACUGGAUUAAAUGAAGUUGCUGUGGACCUUACAUCUGGAAAAAUUACUACAGGUGAGGCAUUGGAUUACCAAACCAAGACAACAGGUGUUUAUCCAGAGACACGCCAAGUAAUUUCUGGAAUUGGAAUUAGUGCCCCCCAGUAUUCACAAGCUAGAAUGACUAAUUCUAUAGUAACACCAUUUGGUAUGGGAAGUGUUUUAAGAUCUUCAAAUGGUGUGGUAUAUUCAUCUGUUGCAACCCCUAUUCCUUCUACCUUUGCAAUCACUACUCAACCUGGUUCAAUUUUCAGUACAACUGUAAGAGAUUUAUCAAGUUUUAUUACUAGUGACUCUGUUUCUUCAACAACAACCCUAAAUCAGACUCAACCACUGCCAAGAUCUUAUAGCAUGCUAGCUACUACUGCAUCAGAUGUAAGCGAUGCAAUGACUAUUGUGGAAUCUGGUUUACAGAUAUUUCCUGAGGAUGUUGCAGCAACCACUGCAGCUGACCUAGUUUCUAUUUUGACAACGGAUUCUGAAUCUUUUAUGGAAAGGAUUGAAGAUGAUUCAGCAUUUAUAAUUCCACCUGAAAAUGGAAAUCAACUGCAUUUGCAACGAGAACUUCUAGAGCUUGAGAAGCUCAAACAACAGAGAUUAGCAGAAGAGUUGGAAUGGGAACGCCAGGAGAUUCAGAGGUUUAGAGAGCAGGAAACUAUAAUGGUCCAAAAGAAACUGGAAGAACUACAAUCUAUGAAACAACACCUUCUCUUUCAACAAGAGGAAGAGAGACAAGCUCAGUUUAUGAUGAGGCAGGAAACAAUGGCUCAGCAGCAGCUACAUCUUGAGCAAAUUCAACAACUUCAGCAUCAACUGCAUCAACAGCUGGAGGAGCAAAAAUUACGACAGAUGUAUCAAUAUAAUUAUGAUCCUACUGAAACCGUGACUCCUCAAACAUCCUCUGACCAGGUUAUUUUGGAGGCACAAUAUCCAACAGCUGAAGAUGGACAAUUCUGGACUAGUGAACACUCUACAGCAACAGCAGUGACAGGCAUUGAAAUUCCACCAAGUGAAACAUGGUAUGCUGUUCAGUCAGAUGGCAUUACACAAUACAUCUCUAAACCUAGUGUUCUAAAUUCUGUUUCAGAAAUGUCUCUCAAAGAUAUUGCUAUCAACGAGGAGCGACAAAAGAAAAGAAACUCAGUGCCAAGACACUGUGGCAUGUAUGAGGACAUAGAUGUAAAUGGGCAAGAAGAGCCACGGUCAUAUAAAUUAAUAGUUGAUAGUGGAGUACAAACUGAUGAUGAGGAUGCAGCUGAAAAAGAAUACACAGGCAGGAGAAGAAGAUCAAGAAAAGGUGUGGAUACAAGUGUUCAAACAGAUGAUGAGGAUCAAGAGGAAUGGGAAAUUACUACUAGAUCACGCAGAAGGUCACGUACAGGAAAAUAUAGUGAGGGUAAUGCUGAUGUGGACAAAGUUAGGCCCUUUUCAAAAGUAUCCAGCAUAGCAGUUCAAACAGUUGCUGAAACUUCUGUGCAAACUGAACCACUGGGAACAAUAAGAAUUCCUUCUGCCAGAGCAAAAGUUGAUACAAAAGUUGAAAUAAUUAAGCAUAUUUCAGCCCCUGAGAAAAAUUAUAAAGGAGAAAGUUUAGGAUGUCAGACAGAAACAGAUUCAGAUAUACAAAAUCCACAGUAUCCAACCGAUAUAUCUCAUAAAGAUAAAAGGCGUCCAACGCCUUUAGAAAUUGGCUACUCUUCACAUCUUCGUGCAGACUCAUCACUUCAAGUAGCACCUUCCCCUCCAAAAUCUCCUAAGGUUCUUUAUUCACCUGUUUCCCCAGUUUCACCUGGUAAAGUCUUAGAAUCAGCUUUCAUUCCUUAUGAAAAGACACUAGUGGAUGAUAAUAUCUCUCAGAAGCAGCUAAUUGAAGUUGUGCAAAUUCCACCACCAAGUCCAAAAUCAGCUAAAGUUAUGCAACGUUCCAUGUCAGACCCAAAACCUCUAAGCCCAACUGCAGAAGACAUUGCAAGGACACAAUUCCAAUACACAGAUGGAUACAUGACUAAAACUAUUCAGAGUGGUACCCAAAAGAAGGUAAAGAGAACUUUGCCUAAUCCUCCACCUGAGGAAGCAAAUGGCAUUCAGUCUCCAUAUAGUACAGUAGGAUCAGUUUCUCGAAGAAGAAUUUGUAGAACUACAACAAUGGCUAGAGCUAAGAUUCUCCAGGAUAUAGAUAGGGAAUUAGAUCUUGUAGAAAGAGAAUCCUCAAAGCUACGAAAGAAGCAGGCAGAACUGGAUGAGGAAGAAAAAGAAAUUGAUGCCAAACUGAGAUAUUUGGAGAUGGGAAUCAACCGAAGAAAAGAAGCCUUACUAAAGGAACGAGAAAAAAGAGAAAGGGCUUAUCUGCAAGGUGUUGCUGAAGAACGGGAUUACAUGUCAGACAGUGAAGUUAGUAACACAAGACCAACUAGAAUAGAAACUCAUAUUGCCUUAGAAAGACCACAAACUGCUCCGCAAACAGAGUUUAGUCAGUAUUUGCCACCACAAACCCAAUCUGAGACCCAAUUUGUUCCCCCAACCAGUCCUUAUACACAGUUCCAAUAUCAAACCCCUUCCUUACUUACUCAAGCACCAACUCAGUAUACCCAGCAAUCCCUUUUUCAACCACCUUUAUUCCAUCAACAGCCUUCAACAUAUCAGACUCAACCAACUUUUCAAGCUGUGCCUACAAUGUCAUUUACACCUCAGAUUCAAUCUACACCAAGUCAGCAAUCAUCUUAUCAACAUCCAUCGCAAAUGUUGUUGAUACCACAGAAAACAAGACAAGCUGCUUUAGAUCUAGACUCUAAAAUUACAACUCACUAUGAUGUUAUAAGAAAUCAACCUCUUAUAAUUGCACCUGUGUCUUCCGAUGGCAACUACUCCGUGUCUCAUCUUGGUAGCAAAUACAGCACCUUGGACUUACGGUUAGGUCUAAAUGAAAAAGGUAGUAUGGCAAGUAGUCCCAUGUCUAGUAUAUCCUCAGAUUCUUUUUAUGCUGAUUUAGAACAUCAUGCUUCUAGAAAUUAUGUUCUUAUUGAUGAUAUUGGUGAACUCACAAAAGGUUCUGGACCUCUAAAUUCUGCAUUUGCACUUCAUGAAAAAGAACUGUCUAAAACUGACCGUCUUCUUAGAACUGUAGAUUCACGAAGAACUGAAGUUACAGACUUCUUAGCACCAAUGUCAAGUUCUGCAAGGUUGCAUUCAUAUGGAAAAACAGAUGAGGAUUCAAUGGAGGAUCCUUAUGAGCUGAAACUUCUGAAACAUCAAAUAAAGCAGGAAUUUCGCAGGGGUACAGAAAGCUUAGAUCCUCUCACUAGUUUUGCUCCUUAUUACCAUUCAGAUAGUCUAUACAGACAUUUUCCCAAGACAGAGAAAUAUAGCAUUAGCAGACUCACACUUGAAAAGCAAGCAGCUAAACAACUCCCACCUGCUAUUCUUUACCAAAAACAAUCAAAACAUAAAAAAGCACUAAUUGAUCCCAAAAUUGCCAAAUUUUCCCCAAUUCAGGAAAGUAGAGAUUUAGAACCUGACUAUUCAACAUAUCUAUCCUCUAGUACAUCAUCUAUUCCAAGUUUGUCUUCUAAGGUUAGAAUGCUUCAGGAUGAUAUCACAUAUGGUUUAAGGAAAAACAUCACAGACCAACAAAAAUUCUUGGGUCCUGCACUAGCACAAAACCUUGGGACAACUCUGAGUCCAAAUAUGAGAACUCCAUUACAGGAUGAAGCUGACAAGCCCUAUGUAAGUGGAAGUAGAUCAAGGCCUUCAUCAAGGCCAUCUUCUGUUUACGGCCUUGAUUUAUCAAUAAAAAGGGACUUAUCUAGCUCUUCUUUAAGACUGAAGGCUAAUGAGACAGAAACUUUAGAUGGAUCUUUUAGUCAUGUAGCGCCAUCAGGUAGAACAAAACCAUCAAGCCUUCCUAUUAGUCAAAGCAGAGGAAGAAUACCAAUUGUUGCACAAAAUUCAGAGGAAGAAAGUCCAUUAAGUCCAGUUGGCCAACCAAUGGGGAUGGCGAGAGCUGCAGCUGGUCCAUUGCCACCAAUAUCUGCAGAUACCAGGGAUCAAUUUGGCUCAAGCCACUCCCUGCCUGAGGUACAGCAGCAUAUGAGAGAAGAAUCACGAACUCGUGGCUACGAUCGAGAUAUAGCAUUCAUAAUGGAUGACUUUCAGCAUGCCAUGUCAGACAGUGAAGACAACUCCUUUAAAAAUGCAUACCAUCUGCGUCGCGAAGAAACAGAUUGGUUUGACAAGCCACGAGAAUCACGUUUGGAAAAUGGGCAUGGAAUUGACAGAAGGCUACCAGAUAAAUUAUCCCAUUCAAGAGCAUCACAUCAGCAGGAGCAUAUGAAUGGGAAACCCAUACACUAUGCAUUUCCACACUCAAGAAUUAAACUGCAGAGAGAUGCAAAGGACCACACGGUUUCAGGUAAUGGUUUUGGAAUACGGGUUGUUGGUGGAAAAGAAAUUCCUGGAAAUCCUGGAGGGACUGGUGCUUACAUUGCAAAGAUUUUACCUGGAGGAGAUGCUGAGCAUACAGGCCGACUUACUGAAGGAAUGCAGGUUUUAGAAUGGAAUGGCUUCUCACUGACUGGGAAGACGUAUGAAGAGGUUCAGAGUAUCAUUAGUCAGUCCAGUGGUGAGGCUGAACUAUGUGUAAGACUGGAUUUCAAUAUGCUAUCAAAUUGUGAAACACCCCAAAAUUUGGAGCUACAUGACACAGGAAAGGCAUUAGAGAAAACCAGAUCUCCUGGGGUGGAUCCCAAACAGCUGGCUGCUGAACUUCAGAAAGUUUCACAGCAACAGACACCAUCUUUUGUAUCAUCUGCAAUGGAGAAGGGAUCUUACAUCCAUUCGGGAACAACCUCAGCAGGCUCAAGUGCAGUCCCUAGCCCUGGUCAACCGGGUUCUCCAUCAGUAAGCAAGAAAAGACAUAGCAGCAAGUCUACAGAAGCUAUAAAAUCUCAUUCCCAUCCAAUUACUGGAGAACUUCAGCUUCAAGUUAAUUAUGACAAGCAUCUGGGUAAUCUAAUCAUUCACAUACUCCAAGCAAGAAACCUUGCUCCCAGAGAUAACAAUGGUUAUUCAGAUCCAUUUGUUAAAGUGUAUCUGCUCCCUGGAAGAGGCCAAGUCAUGGUUGUCCAGAAUGCCAGUGCGGAGUACAAAAGAAGAACAAAAUAUGUGCAGAAAAGCUUGAAUCCCGAGUGGAAUCAGACGGUGAUAUAUAAAAAUAUUUCCAUGGAGCAGCUAAAGAAGAAAACAUUAGAAGUCACCGUAUGGGAUUAUGACAGAUUCUCUUCCAAUGAUUUUCUUGGUGAGGUAUUAAUAGAUUUAUCAAAUGCCUCAAAUCUGGACAAUAUACCACGCUGGUACUUUUUAAAGGAACAGAGUGAAAGCAUUGAUCAUGCAAAACCUCAUUCUGGUCAGAGUGGUCAGCAAGCACCCAAGCCAUCAGUUAUUAAAAGCAGAAGUCAUGGAAUCUUCCCGGAUCCGUCUAAAGAUAUGCAGGUCCCCACCAUAGAGAAAUCUCAUAGCAGUCCUGGUAGCUCCAAGUCUUCUUCUGAAGGACAUCUUCGCUCUCAUGGACCAUCACGUAGCCAAAGUAAAACCAGCGUCACUCAGACUCAUCUUGAAGAUGCUGGAGCAGCCAUCGCUGCUGCUGAAGCAGCUGUCCAACAGCUUCGUCUUCAACCAACCAAUGACAACAAAGACCAAAGCCAGCAUGCUCUCAAGAAGGUGGUGUCUGAUGGAUCCGUCAAGCCCGAAGCAAAAUCUACAAGUCACAGGCCUUCUGAGUCGGUAUCUACAACUUCAUCAGUCAGUAGCUUUGGUAGCGGAUACGGUGUAGAGAGCGAUGGUAGCAGUGCAACAGGAGAUAGCAAUCUGUUUCCGGUUCCAAGAAUAGGAAAGAUUAACCAAAAUGGACAGGAUUUGGUAGCUCAAGCAGCAAUGGGUAUUACUGAUGCUGAAGGCACAACACAAAUGAUGGGAGAAAUAAAAAUUGCACUGAAAAAGGAAAUGAAGACUGAUGGUGAGCAGUUGAUAGUGGAGAUCCUACAAUGCCGGAACAUAACAUAUAAAUUUAAGUCUCCAGAUCAUCUACCAGAUCUCUAUGUAAAACUCUAUGUUAUUAAUAUAGCUACACAAAAAAGAAUAUUAAAGAAAAAAACACGAGUUUGCAGACAUGAUCGUGAGCCUUCAUUCAAUGAAACAUUCCGUUUUAGCAUGAGUCCUGCAGGACACUCUCUUCAGAUUCUACUUGUGUCAAAUGGAGGGAAGUUUAUGAAAAAAACACUGAUCGGGGAAGCCUAUAUCUGGCUUGACAAAGUGGAUCUGAGAAAGAGGAUAGUGAAUUGGCACAAACUCUUAGUUAGCUCCGCUCCAGCACAUUGAAAGUAGUGGUUUAAGGGGACACAGAGGUUUAGCUGAAAAUUAGAAAGGCUGAUUUUGAAACUAAAAAGGGACAUUGUUCGGGUUUCAUAGAUCAAGCCAUUUUAACAUGGUUUUCAAUGGAAGUUAUAAGCAACCAUUUGAAAACAAUGCAAGAAUGAGUCUCAUGAAAGUACUGUUAUCUGAAACAGGAGUGGUUUGGAAUAAAGGUACUAUAAAUGUAGAUGUAUAGGUAUAUGGGCUUUCUAUUAAAAAGCACUAUGAUAAAUACAGACUAUCUUUAAGCAAAAAUCACAAAUACUAGCACUAUCUUUUUGCACCCUACAUGCUUUCAUUUUUUAUGCAGGGACAACAUAGAAUGAAAUAAAAUAAUGACUAAAAUAUGAAUUGUCAUUAUUAUUCAACAAGCAAUGUCUUGUGAUAUUCACGGGUAAAGGAAAUAUACAGUGCCUGCCUCCUGUUCUUAUAGGGGAUGAUAACAUUCUAAAACUUCUGUUGUUUAAAAAAUAAUGAUGACUGUGUAUGGCAAGAAUUGAUAUAGUUUAAUUCACAUUCAUUCAUGUUAAGGAUAGCAAUCAGAUAAUAAUAGCACUAAUUUAAUUACAGUUAAAAGUGAUUUUAAAUACAAGCAACUCAAUAAUAUUCAGAUUUUUCUUUUAAAUAGCAUUUUUUAAUAAGUAAACAUUUAUGACCAUCUUACAGAUAUGAGGGGCACAAUACGAUAGUGUAAAGAAUAGAUGUUUUGAAUUUUCUCUUACUAACUCAGGUAAAUGAUAUAGAUUGUGAGAAGAAUGGCAAUUAUUUGUUUCUGGCAAAAAAUGACUGCUAACAUUUUGCCUGAAGUAUUUUCUAAUGAAAGCAAGAUGGAUGUUAGAUAGAGCUUAUGCGAGAUCAGUUGUGCGUUUUUAUUUCUGUUACACUCUUAUUUUCUUUUUACCUUUGCUGCUUUUGCAAAGGCUAUGCGUAUUUUAAAAAUGAUAUAAGAAAUAAAAGACAUCCAAUUUUCUAGCAAGUAAUGUAAUUCUCCCAUGCGAUAAACUGUUAAGACUGCAAAGCAUGCUUUUAGUUGCUAUGGAAAUGUUAUGUCAAAGGAACAGCACAAAUUGGGGUACUUGCAGAGAAACCCAUAAUCAUCACUAAAUAAGAGCUAAUAUUCCUUUGCUUUUUUCACACAAUACAUUCCACCGAUAUUGUUGAAUUACUUGCUACUCGACACACUAAAUGCAUUUUUAUGUUCUCAUGUAUUGUGUAUAUAAAGCAAAACAAAAUCCAGUCACAGGUCCCACAAUAAAGGCAUACUGUAGAUAUUACAAUUUGAUUUUGCAUCCAUCACCUUUCAUACAGGUUUAGUGACAAAUCUGUGGUGCAUCAAUGACUAUUGGUUAUAACAUGCUUCCGAAGUGUGCCAACUAUGUUAGACCAAAACCGUACGUUAUAAUGGAAGUACUCUAUGCAACAUUGAUGUCUCAAUGCUUUUUCUGUGAGUGAAUAAUAGCAAAAAUUCUUGUAAAUUAAAAAAAAAACUUUUAUCUUAAGAAAAAGUAAAAAAACUGAUAUCAGUAUUUUUAUUUUGCACAUAUAUCUGAACACAUUUAUAGUGUUUAUUGGUUUUGCUUCUCCUAGAAGUGAUUACAUAGAUCCGAAAGUUUGUUAACAACUAGUCAUUUAUGAAUAUUAAUUUUCUAUGUAUAUGGCCGAGAUAAAAUGAUUUCGAUAUUUUUGUUUAUAUGCAGAGCAAAGGAAAAGUUACUUUAUCUACAGUUCAGUUGAAUAAACAGAGAAUUAAUUAUUUAUGUAACGUUAGUAAAGUAUAAGCACAGUGUGUUUGCGUGUUUACAUGUUAUUUGCAAAUGAUAUUGUACAAAACAUAAAGAAUCACUGAAAUGUCAGAAUUCCUUGCCUCUUUUGAACAUCUCCAAUACUGGAUGUUGAAUAUGAGACAGUUCAUGUUUGCACAUUAAAGGGAUGGGAUACACUGCUCACUACUUGAAUAAACAAAUGUAAUAAAGCACAUAAAUGAACUUUAGGAAAAUCCAGCCAGGUGAGAAACAAUGCUUUAUUGUGGCUACAAAUAAAUAUCUAACUACAAGCCACUUACCCAUGCACAACAACACUUACAAAGUUAGUGACAGUUAAAAGAUAAAACUAAAAAAAGAAAAACAUAUUUUGACUUGUUAAUUUGUUAAUAGAUGUUAAAAUGUUAAUAUGCAUUGCAAAUACAUUAUCACAGAGGGAUCACGUAAUUCCGGGUCAGGUCCAUGGAAUAUUUUAAAUAUUUACCUAUUAAUACUACAGAAAGUGAAUCUUCUCAAUUUAAAUUCUAAAUAGUUCUGCAGCGAAUCGAAAGAAAAAAAAUAUAUUAAGUGAUGCAGAAUGUAAGGAGUCAUUUUCUUGUCAUAACACACAAGAAAGUAGGUUCCUUUAUUUUAUUAUCUUGUAAAUAUACAUACACAUUUUUUGUAUUAGAUAAUAACAGAUGAAAGAUUCUAAUUUCAUGAGACAUUCAGCAUGUGAAUGUGAGCAUUGAACUCAGUUGUUCCUGUUUAAAUGUUUGGUGGUGUGGUACAUGGUAAAGCAGCAAUGGCUGAAUAGUGAGUUUGUUGAUAUCCACUAAAAAUCUGCACAGCAAGCCUGACGUUUAGCCGAUAUAAAAAAACAACAACCCUGUAAAAUAGAUAAAGUAACUACUGUAUCUGUCCUUAGAGUACCUAAAUGUCUUUUCAUACCAACAGAUGUUGCAUGCAUUGAUGGAGUUCUAGUUAUUAUUUGUGUAUUUCUUUUUUUUCUUUUUUUUUGGCUUCCAAAUCUAACAUUGUAAAAAUGAUUAAAUGGUAUGAAUUGUAUAGGAAUCUGCCUGUAAAUGGGUUUGUUUUCAUUUUAUGUAAAAAUCAUGUCAUGUUUUUUGUGGUAAUAUACAGGAUGUUACAUGAGAAUUUAUGCAAAUUGUGAUGUACAAAGGUUGUAACUCAGUCUAAUAAAUAUUUAUAACAUCCCACAUUUA